Rhododendron vialii is the source of this 1912-nucleotide messenger RNA. RefSeq lists its product as uncharacterized. The transcript has 5 exons. Lineage: Eukaryota; Viridiplantae; Streptophyta; Magnoliopsida; Ericales; Ericaceae. The coding region runs from base 38 to 1210 and encodes 390 amino acids. The record is from RefSeq and is a predicted model, not a curated record.
UUCGGGGAGAUUCGGCGGUAUUUUUCCAGGUUCGCCGAUGAUAAGAGGCAGGGCUGUGAAAGACGGAAGCUCAAGUGGUGGUGGGUCUGUUAUUAGGUCUUCAUUUGGGGGAGGGCUUUUGUCUAAAAUGGUGGAUUCGAAGGGGGAUUCGACCAGUCCUGCUUUGUUCAGGAAAAGCUGCGUGACUCCGUCUGUGUCGAAGUUUCCGAGGAGCAAGAGUGUUUGCGAUAGAGAGCCGAGGAUCCCUAGGAGUCCCUACAACACAGCUGAGAAGAAAAGUGUGACUCCACCGCCGAGCUUGCGCAAUGCGAGAGCGGCAGCUUCUCUGAAAAUGGGGGCCGGGGAUGCACAGAAUUCAGCAAACUCAAAGGUGGUGGUGGUUUCGCAACCGGAGUCUCAGUCCGGUAGCGACUACAAAAGUCUGGCAAUGAAUUUUCCUGGAAAGCUAAGCACGUUGGGAAAGGAAGCAAUGCAGCCGAGAGAAACAGCACAAAAGGUUGCACUUCAAGCACUAAGAGAUGCUUCAGCCACCGAAAAUCUAGUCCGGUCCCUCAAGAUGUUUUCAAACUUAAGCAAAACUGCGAAAUCAGAUGCACCGGCUGCCUGUUUCGAUCAGUUCCUGGAUUUCCAUACCCAAAUUGUGCAAGCAGUAGCUGAAAUGGUGUCCAUUCAAGCAGCAACAGCAACUGAAAUGGCCCAAACCCCGAACACAAAACAAUCUGAAGAAGACUCCUCCAUCUUAAAUGAACUCCCUCACAACUCCUUGGACGCGAAAGCAUCAUCCAAAAGAAGGAAUGUACUCUACAAAUCAAUCGCAGUGUUUCCUGAACGAAGUGAUCAGAAGACAAUCUUAGGGAAGCAUGUGAGAUCAUCAUGUCUCAAGGUGGUGCCCACUCCUCCCUCUUCCGAAAACGAUGAAAACAAGAAACCAGCUACUUGCUGCAGCCUUGGGAAUACGAUCAAGUUGGGGAGGCAGAUUGAGACCGAAGCGGGAAACUGGUUCAUGGAAUUUCUUGAGAAAGCUUUGGAGACGGGUCUGAAGAAAACGAAGGGGAGAGUAGAGGGAGAUGUGCAAAAAGUUCCUCGGUCGCUCAUAUUGAAGGUUAUCAACUGGGUGGAAGUCGAACGGUGUGAUUCUAGCAAAAGGCCUGUGCAUCCUAGAGCGGAGCAGGUGGCCAGGAAGUUAAGGAUCAAGAUGAAGAAUCCUUGAAUGGGGGCAAUAUAAUGUUAGGGUCAUAUCCUCCUCCUCCUAAAUAAGAACGUCUUUCGCUCGCCACUUUCUCGGUGGACGACUUUGCCCUUUGUGGUUUUGGCUUCUUGUUGGUUUUUUUGUUGGGCAAAAUCAUAAUUUCACUUCUUGAAUUUACUGGGCUACGUGUUUGUUUAAUUGUUUGUUGGGUCUAAGCAUGGAGUACGUGGCUUCAUUGUGUCCAGCCAGGUAUAGCCCUUCAACUUUACUUUCCCACUCUUUCUCUCUUAACCGAAUCACACCACCACGCCAUUGCUGCCCUCUCUCUCUGGAACGAAAUCCUCAUCGCCAUCACGCCAGUACUCCGUGAAUCGGAGAAGAUAAGGGACGUUGAGUUUGAGAGAUUUCGGGAAUGGAAACAUCAGAUCGCGAUGAGAAGGUUGCACGACUCUUCCCCUGGACUUGUAUUUCAACGCGGAAUUCGAGUUGCAUGUAGGUCGCGAUACAUGCGUUGAUGGACUCGCGAUUUUGUUGACGAAUUUACCAUAGGAUGCCAACAGAGCUACCAUGGUUUCUAGGGUUAAUCGCACGAACUUGUUAUGGGAGGAGUUGGUUGCUCAGAACAAGUGGUGAGUUUAGUUUAUGGUUUGGUCCCCCGUUCAUUACUAGAGUAUACAUCUUUGAUUUUUGCUACUUUGCUGCACUAUAGGUGAUUUGUUGUUU